AUGGCUUCUGAACAGAUAUUCCGCGCUGAGAGAAUCUUAAACCAUGAAUUUCACUCUAAGAACCUCAUCCGAGAAGCGCUGACAGCAGCUGGUGCUGAACAGGAUAACUAUGAUGGCAACCGGAGAUUAGCACAAGGGGGAAUGGCACUGACAACCUUCUUAUUGAAUAUUGAGGGGAUCGCGUCACGGCUUACUCCGAGUGAAAUCUUCCAUCAUAGGGCCCGGCUCAGUAAUAUCAAGCAUUGUGCGAUGGUUACGAUUCGAUGUGGUAUUGAUCGAUGCAUCAACUAUAACCCUCGUUCUGGCCAGUUCUCGCAGAAGGUGUUGGCUAAAGCAUUGAAUGCAGUCAUCGCUGCAGUAUUCUUGGAUAGCAACUGGGAUUUGAAACUUUGCAGUAGGACUUUGCAACAUAUUGGAUUUUUCACGGUUGAGAAUGGAGCUGUGGACCCCGGUCAACUAUCUCUUCCCGCCAUUGAAAACGGGGGUAAUACCAGAGGUACCAUGAUACAUCCAGUCUUGCUACCCCCUAGCAAUGUAGGGAACGAAGAUUAUGUCGAUUUAGCUUCCUCGGGUGUCAAUCUUGACAUGUACGACUGCGUCUCUGCCGACAUAUCUAUCUUUUCGUCUGCUACGGCGCCCAACGCUGCUGGCUUGAAACCAAGGGACUGUGGGCUUCUAGAUAGACUAAUAGAUCAGCCCCAACAUGGAGACCCGGGCAAUCAGCAUGUUAGUCAAGCUCUAUCACCGAGACCUGCAAAGAGGAAGCGGGUGGAAUCGCAACCUAUUGCACCGUCGUCUACAACGCUGGUCGCUCGGAAGAGAAGCAAUAUGUCGUGGAACAACAAAAGCCUUACUGGCGAAGAUGGUAAACAGACUACGCUUGGAAGAAUCUUUACCAUUGUUGCCAGUCCCCAGGCAAUCGCGGUCCUCCAAGCAGCAGUCAAAAGUAUUCGCAGCCACUGUGAGCCUGACUGGUUUCGGAAUUAUCAAGCCCAAUCUCUUCCUGAGCGUUACAAGAUGAUUGAAGCCUGUGACAGAAGAAUAGCCUCGUAUCACUUUCUCCGGCGCUUUCAUAUACUGAAUCUGUACCAAGAAUUCGCGGGCAGCAGGAAGCAGGAGCCCUGGAGUGUGAGGCUUACAACUCCAUCAGAUUUUAGAACGCAGGCGAGAAAGGCUGGAAAUCCCGAGAACCUUGCCGACUCGGAUAUAACUAAAAAGAUGAUGAAGGCCAUAUUUCCUGACUUAUCGCCAUCCGCUGGUCAGGAGUAUAAUAAAAGAUACAAAUAUGUCACCAAGAUACGACGACUAGGCCAUCGACUCAUGCUGAUGGCAGACAAGUUUGGCAGUGGGGUGAUUUAUCUUUUACCUGCACAUAGUCUCACUGGGGCUUCAGAAGUCUUAGUUUCAGAUGAUAUGAUUCUUGAGAGCUCCAAUGAAACAUUCAGUGCAUUCUUGGGCUUUCUGGAUGCGUCACAGGGACCUAAUCUUCGUCUUUUCAGCGACCGAGUGUACAGGAUGCUUCAUUCAGUCCUGUCUGGCCACCGUCAUUUGUUUGACAUCCUGGCAGUGGAGGAAGUCUCAGAACAGGAAAUACUGGCCGAAGAGAAAUGGUCACAUAGAUUGUUAUCUAUACUUGGCUAG
Molecule: messenger RNA, 1641 nt
Organism: Penicilliopsis zonata CBS 506.65
Lineage: Eukaryota; Fungi; Ascomycota; Eurotiomycetes; Eurotiales; Aspergillaceae
Exons: 4
Coding region: 1-1641 (546 amino acids)
Biological process (GO): RNA processing
Molecular function (GO): ribonuclease III activity
Source: RefSeq, a predicted model, not a curated record